AUGGCGGGAGAAUACAGAGGAGAUAAAACUGGUCAAAGAAUACUACUUCCGGCAUCUUUUAUUGGGGGCCCAAGAGAUAUGCGAAGGCGGUAUAUGGACGCAAUGGCUUUGGUUCAGCAUUUUGGAAGAUCUGAUCUUUUCAUAACAAUGACGUGUAAUCCUGAUUGGGUUGAGAUCCAACGAGAACUGGGCGCUGGUCAAACUCCUCAAGAUAGACCCGACUUGGUGACAAGAGUAUUUAGAGCGAAAUUGCAGGAUCUAAAAGACCAAAUUUUCAAAAAAGAAUAUUUGCAAUUGUUGCGGCACAUGUAUUUGUGGUAG
This is a messenger RNA of Lycium barbarum (goji berry), 321 nucleotides long. RefSeq lists its product as uncharacterized. The transcript has a single exon. The record is from RefSeq and is a predicted model, not a curated record. Lineage: Eukaryota; Viridiplantae; Streptophyta; Magnoliopsida; Solanales; Solanaceae. The coding region runs from base 1 to 321 and encodes 106 amino acids.